AUGGAUCGCAGCGGCGGCGGCGGCGGCGGCUCCGGCGACCGCGGGCAGCGCGCAGAGGACGGCAGGGCGCUCCCCGCAGAACCGCCGCCGGGCCCCGAGGGCACCCGCCCCGCAGCCGCGCCGUGCCGCCGGGCCCUGCUGCACUGCAACGGCAUGAGGUACAAACUGCUGCAGGAGGGGGACAUCCAGGUGUGCGUCAUCCGGCACCCCCGGACGUUUCUCAGCAAGAUCCUCACCUCCAAGUUCCUGCGGCGGUGGGAGCCGCACCACUUGACCCUGGCGGACGGCGCCGUCGCUUCGGCCACGCCAACUGGGUACAUGGAAAACUCCAUUUCCUACAGUGCUAUUGAAGAUGUUCAACUGCUGUCCUGGGAGAACGCCCCUAAGUACUGUUUACAGCUCACGAUCCCGGGGGGUACUGUCUUACUUCAGGCUGCAAACAGUUACCUGAGGGAUCAGUGGUUCCAUUCUUUGCAGUGGAAGAAGAAGAUAUACAAGUACAAGAAGGUGCUCAGCAACCCCAGCCGCUGGGAGGUGGUGCUGAAGGAGAUCAGGACACUGGUGGAUAUGGCGCUGACGUCUCCGCUCCAGGAUGAUUCAAUUCACCAAGCACCACUGGAGAUCGUCUCAAAACUGCUCUCAGAGAACAACAACUUAACCACUCAAGACCAUGAGAGCAUUAUUGUGGCAAUUGCACCUUUGCUGGAAAACAACCAUCCUCCUCCCGACCUCUGUGAAUUCUUCUGCAAGCACUGCCGAGAGCGCCCACGGUCAAUGGUUGUGAUAGAAGUGUUCACACCAGUGGUACAGCGGAUUCUCAAACACAACAUGGAUUUUGGGAAAUGCCCUCGAUUGCGUCUGUUUACUCAGGAGUACAUUCUGGCUUUGAAUGAGCUGAAUGCUGGAAUGGAGGUGGUGAAGAAGUUUAUUCAUAGCAUGCACGGUCCAACGGGACAAUGCCCCCAUCCUAGAGUUCUGCCAAAUCUUGUAGCUGUCUGCUUAGCAGCCAUUUAUUCAUGUUACGAAGAGUUUAUCAACAGUCGAGACAAUUCGCCAAGCUUGAAGGAAAUUCGGAAUGGCUGCCAGCAGCAAUGUGACCGAAAGCCUAAUCUCCCCCUCCGCCUUCUUCACACGAGUCCUGACCUGGUCUCUCAGGAGGCUACCUUGACUGAAUCCCGGCUCAAGCCAGUCAUUGUCACUUCAAAUGAGAUCCAUGUGGAAGUGGAGCACAACAACAAGGCUAAUCAGAAGAUGACAGCCAACGUGGGCAAUGACAGCGAGCCCAACCUGAUUGACUGCUUGAUGGUCAGUCCCACCUGCAGCACCAUGAGCAUUGAGCUGAGCGCCCAGGCAGACAGGAUCCUUGGCUGCUAUGUGGAAAUACUCAAGAUGCUGUCAGACUAUGAUGACUGGAGACCAGCCCUGGCCAGCUUGCUUCAACCUAUCCCAUUUCCCAAGGAGGCACUUGCACACGAGAAAUUCACAAAAGAGCUGAAAUACGUGAUUCAGAGAUUUGCAGAAGACCCAAGACAAGAAGUCCACUCAUGUUUGCUGAGUGUGCGGGCUGGCAAAGAUGGUUGGUUCCAGCUCUACAGCCCUGGAGGAGUGGCAUGUGAUGAUGAUGGAGAGCUGUUUGCCAGUAUGGUUCAUAUUCUAAUGGGAUCUUGCUAUAAAACAAAGAAGUUUCUGCUUUCACUGGCUGAAAAUAAAUUAGGACCUUGCAUGCUGCUGGCCUUGAGGGGUAACCAGACGAUGGUAGAGAUUUUGUGUUUGAUGCUGGAAUACAACAUCAUCGAUAAUAAUGACACCCAGCUCCAGAUCAUCUCUACUCUGGAAAGCACAGACGUGGGAAAGAGAAUGUAUGAACAGCUGUGUGACAGGCAGAGGGAGUUAAAAGAGCUGCAAAGAAAAGGUGGUCCCACGAGGUUAACACUGCCAUCAAAGUCCACAGAUGCAGACCUGGCCCGCUUGCUAAGCUCGGGAUCUUUUGGAAAUUUGGAAAAUCUCAGCCUGGCCUUUACCAAUGUAACAAGUGCUUGUGCUGAGCACCUCAUUAAACUGCCUUCACUCAAGCAGCUGAACCUGUGGUCAACCCAGUUCGGAGACGCAGGGCUGCGGCUCCUGUCUGAACACCUCACGAUGCUGCAAGUGCUCAACCUGUGCGAGACGCCUGUCACGGAUGCUGGGCUGCUGGCCCUUAGUUCCAUGAAGAGCCUGUGUAGUUUAAACAUGAACAGCACCAAACUUUCAGCAGAUACCUAUGAAGAUCUCAAGGCCAAACUGCCCAACCUGAAAGAAGUGGACGUUCGUUACACCGAAGCCUGGUGAACUCUGCCUGCCUCCGACUCUCUUUUGCUUCUGAUGGGAAGGAAAAGAUUUUUAAAACAAACAAAAGAAAAAACAAACCAGAGAAAUAACUUUUUGGUUAAUUCCUGUAGAGCGGUUGAGCGCUGGGACGUGGUGGGAAGGUCGUGGUGUGAGGCGGAGGAGUUGUGUGUGUGUCGGGACAUAGCAGGCCUGGACCCGAAUCCUUGCAGCUUUGUGAUUUCGGAAUCAGCAUUAUUUAAAUUGAAAAGGAGAAAAUCUUUAAAAAAAGAGCAAAAAAA
Molecule: messenger RNA, 2606 nt
Organism: Lagopus leucura (white-tailed ptarmigan)
Lineage: Eukaryota; Metazoa; Chordata; Aves; Galliformes; Phasianidae
Gene: CMIP
Product: c-Maf inducing protein
Exons: 21
Coding region: 1-2328 (775 amino acids)
Cellular component (GO): nucleoplasm; cytosol
Source: RefSeq, a predicted model, not a curated record